ACAUACGACGACGCCGGCCAUUCAGUGAACCAAAGCCGAUCGUUGUUCUCGCUCAUUCUCUCUUUCCAUCUUUGAUGACCUACAAGAGUUGAAGCAGCAGAAAACCACAUAAAGAUCAAGUCUUUGUUCUCUUCGGAUCCGGUGGUGGGCAUCGAAGGACGUGCGGAGCGAAUUUGCUCCUGUUUUCCGCCAUUUGCCCCACCACAGGCGAGCUUCUCGUGCCAUUCGAUCUUUGUUUCUUUCAAUAACGUUUGUAGGUAUAUCGGGAGGGCUGUGGGAGCGAAGGAUUAGGUGUGAGGUCUGGGAUAGAUGUCGCGUUAUUCGAUGGAGAGGCAUGCGUCCAUCGACGCGCAGCUGAGGCUUCUGGCGCCGGGGAAGGUCUCCGAGGAUGAUAAGUUGGUGGAGUACGAUGCGCUUCUCGUGGAUCGCUUCCUCGACAUCCUCCAGAGCUUGCACGGCGAAGAUCUGAGGGACACGGUUCAAGAGUGCUAUGAGAUAUCUGCUAAGUACGAAGGGACACGUGACCUGAGUAAGCUGGAUGAACUGGGGCAUGUGCUGAUGAGUCUGGACCCUGGGGACUCUAUCUUGGUGGCCAGUUCCUUCUCCCACAUGCUCAACUUGGGCAAUCUGGCUGAGGAGGUUCAGAUUGCCCACCGCAGGAGGAACAAGCUGAAAAAGGGAGAUUUUGUGGAUGAAAGUAAUGCAACCACUGAAUCCGACAUCGAAGAGACUCUUAAAAGGCUUGUCGAGCAACUGCAUAAAUCACCAGUGGAGGUCUUUGAUGCUCUGAAGAACCAGACAGUUGAUCUGGUUUUAACUGCACAUCCAACACAAUCAAUCAGGAGAUCACUGCUUCAGAAACAUGGCAGGAUAAGGAAUUGCUUGACACAACUGACAGCCAAGGAUAUAACUCCUGAUGAUCAGCAUGAGCUCGAUGAAGCUCUUCAGAGAGAGAUUCAAGCUGCAUUUCGAACUGAUGAAAUACGAAGAACACCUCCCACUCCACAAGAUGAGAUGCGUGCCGGAAUGAGCUACUUCCAUGAAACAAUUUGGAAAGGUGUACCAAAAUUUUUGCGUCGUGUUGAUACAGCUCUGAAGAACAUCGGAAUAAAUGAGCGUGUCCCUUAUAAUGCUCCUCUCAUUCAGUUUUCUUCCUGGAUGGGCGGGGAUCGUGAUGGAAAUCCCAGAGUUACUCCAGAGGUCACAAGGGAUGUAUGCUUGUUGGCUAGAAUGAUAGCUGCAAGCUUGUACUAUUCUCAGAUAGAAGAUUUGAUGUUUGAGUUAUCUAUGUGGCGCUGCUCCAAUGAACUUCGAGAACGAGCAAAUGAACUUCACCAGUCGACAAAGAAAGAUGCAAAGCACUAUAUAGAAUUCUGGAAACAAGUUCCACCUAGUGAGCCAUAUCGUGUUAUACUUGGUGAUGUGAGGGAUAAGCUGUAUAAUACACGUGAACGUUCUCGCCAUUUGUUAACAAAUGGAAUUUCAGACAUAUCAGAGGAUGCAACUUUUACAAACGUUGAGCAGCUUCUGGAACCCCUUGAGCUCUGUUACAGGUCACUCUGCUCUUGUGGCGAUAGACCUAUUGCUGAUGGAAGCCUUCUUGACUUCUUGCGCCAAGUAUCCACAUUUGGCCUUUCUCUUGUGAGACUUGAUAUUAGGCAAGAAUCUGAUAGGCACACUGAUGUGCUUGAUGCAAUUACAAAUUAUCUUGGAAUUGGAUCAUACCAUGAUUGGUCUGAAGAAAAACGCCAGGACUGGUUGUUAUGUGAACUAAGAGGCAAGCGCCCUCUAUUUGGUCCUGACCUUCCACAAACAGAGGAAAUUGCCGAUGUUUUGCAGACAUUACAUGUUAUUGCAGAACUUCCUUCUGAUAGUUUUGGGGCUUAUAUCAUCUCAAUGGCAACUGCUCCAUCAGAUGUGCUCGCUGUGGAGCUCUUGCAACGUGAGUGUCGUGUGAAGAAACCACUAAGAGUUGUCCCAUUAUUUGAAAAACUUGCAGAUCUUGAGGCCGCUCCUGCAGCUUUAGCCCGAUUGUUUUCAAUAGAUUGGUACAUGAACAGGAUCAGCGGAAAGCAGGAAGUCAUGAUUGGUUAUUCUGAUUCAGGGAAGGAUGCUGGUCGUCUUUCUGCAGCUUGGCAGUUAUAUAAAGCUCAAGAGGAGCUUGUCAAGGUUGCUAAGCAAUAUGGUGUGAAAUUGACAAUGUUUCAUGGUCGAGGUGGGACUGUUGGAAGAGGAGGUGGCCCUACACAUCUUGCUAUAUUGUCUCAGCCACCAGAAACAAUUAAUGGAUCAUUUCGUGUGACAAUUCAAGGUGAAGUAAUUGAACAGUCAUUUGGGGAGGAGCAUUUAUGCUUUAGAACACUUCAACGAUUUACAGCUGCUACUCUUGAACAUGGUAUGCACCCUCCAAUUCCACCUAAGCCAGAAUGGCGUGCUCUGAUGGAUGAGAUGACUGUAGUGGCCACAGAGGAGUAUCGCUCAAUAGUUUUCAAGGAACCUCGUUUUGUUGAAUAUUUCCGACUGGCCACACCUGAGACAGAAUAUGGUAGGAUGAACAUUGGUAGUCGUCCAUCAAAACGGAAGCCUAGCGGGGGAAUAGAAUCACUUCGAGCAAUUCCAUGGAUUUUUGCUUGGACCCAGACAAGGUUUCAUCUUCCUGUAUGGCUAGGCUUUGGUGCAGCUUUCAAGCAUGUCAUGCACAAGGAUAUCAGAAAUCUUCAUAUGCUAAAGGAGAUGUACAAGGAGUGGCCCUUUUUUAGGGUUACAAUAGAUUUGGUUGAGAUGGUCUUUGCUAAGGGAGAUCCAGGAAUAGCUGCUAUCUACGACAAAUUGCUUGUUUCUGAGGCGUUAUGGCCAUUUGGGGAGCGACUAUGGGCCAACUAUGAAGAGACAAAACAGCUUCUUCUUCAGGUUGCUGGUCACAGGGAUCUUCUUGAAGGUGAUCCUUAUCUGAAACAACGACUGCGGCUGCGCCAUGCCUAUAUAACGACUCUAAAUGUUUGUCAAGCAUAUACACUGAAGCGAAUGAGGGAUCCUGACUUCAUCAUAAAUGUGAAGCCUCACAUAUUGAAGGAUGUCGAUUCUGACGAUCCAGCCGCCGAUCUGGUGAAAUUGAAUCCAGCCAGUGAAUAUGCCCCUGGGCUCGAAGACACCCUCAUCUUGACGAUGAAGGGCAUCGCUGCCGGCAUGAGGAACACCGGAUAGAUCUAUCUAUACACUGUUCCUUUCUAGUAGCAGUAUCAUGUGUGGUGGCUUUUGCAAGGAGUUGAGUUAGUAAAUGCCUAAUGCAGUUGGCUAUUGUUUUUCGCCUUCCUUAUUAUAAAUAACAGAGAAAGAAACCUUCUCUCUGGCUAAAACUUGACAUGCCAAACUAUCUAUUGUAUGUUCGAAGUUUAGUUCUGUUGGUAAUCUCAGUGUUUCUCCCUGUAACUUUCGUCAAUCGAUUUUGUGUUCGCAGUAUA
Molecule: messenger RNA, 3461 nt
Organism: Musa acuminata subsp. malaccensis (wild Malaysian banana)
Lineage: Eukaryota; Viridiplantae; Streptophyta; Magnoliopsida; Zingiberales; Musaceae
Product: phosphoenolpyruvate carboxylase 2
Biological process (GO): carbon fixation; leaf development; tricarboxylic acid cycle
Cellular component (GO): chloroplast; apoplast; cytosol
Molecular function (GO): phosphoenolpyruvate carboxylase activity
Source: RefSeq, a predicted model, not a curated record